Messenger RNA from Porites evermanni, 1014 nucleotides. The record is from the annotation of a GenBank genome assembly. NCBI's taxonomy places the organism in Eukaryota, Metazoa, Cnidaria, Anthozoa, Scleractinia, Poritidae.
AUGAAUUCCACACAGAACCAAAUGGCAGAAAUGUUAAGAGAGUUCAAAUCAAGAAGCCAAGCCAAAGUCGUUCUGGAAUCAGGGCUGUAUAUGCUCGUUUUGUUGUUUUUAUUCUUUGGAAACUCAUUAACACUCCUGGUUAUGCUGCUAAACCGACAAAUGCGGACUAUUCCAAACAUGUUCGUGACAUCUCUCGCUCUUUCAGACUUAUUAACAGGAAUUUUAACAGCGGGUCCUUUAUCCCUUCCUGCACUAGUGACAUCUCAGUGGCCGUUUAACAAUACUGCCUGCCAAUUUCAAGGGAUUAUAGUCAUAACAUUAAAUGUGGCUUCGAUUUACACAUUGUGUUUGAUGGCAGUGAACAGAUAUUACAGAAUUGUCAAACCAUCAAGAUAUCAACGCUACUUCACUAAGAAGAAAGCCAUGAUUAUGAUUCUAUCCACGUGGUUCUAUUCGAUCUGUUGUGGUCCAUUGCCCUUCGUGCUAAGUGGUCACAAAAUGGUAUUUUAUCCUUCCAAGUUCUUCUGUUUUUAUCCAGUCGAAAACAGUGCCUUUACGGCCUUUGGUAUUCCGCUUUACAUGGGCAUUCCAACCUGUGUUACCCUUUACUGCUACUUUAGAAUCUUCACAACAGUUCGCAACCACAACAGAAAUUUUCAUCUCUCCGGCAAUCCAAUAAGCUCGGUAAACGUACAAGAUUUCAAGGUGGCUCGCACCAUAUUCGUUAUAGUGCUGUUUUAUAAUCUGUGUUGGAUUCCAGUUGUGUUCGUCCAUUUUGUGGACACGAUAUACGAAAAAUUGGCGUUCCCCCGCCAAGUUUACGUGGCAAAAACAUUUUUACUCACUAUAAGCAGCGCUUUUAAUCCUGUAAUUUACGGUGUGCUCAACAAGAGUUUCCGUAAACAUUACGUGAACAUGCUACGCUGCACCUGCUGCCGUGCUGGAGCUGUCGUAGCACCCCUACCUCUGCGAGGAAGAGCCACCGUUGUAGCCAUGAGUGGAACCAUUGCCUAG